Messenger RNA from Salmo salar (Atlantic salmon), 2129 nucleotides. RefSeq names its product Mannose-1-phosphate guanyltransferase alpha-A (gene gmpaa). The record is from RefSeq and is a predicted model, not a curated record. Gene Ontology annotation, biological process: biosynthetic process. Gene Ontology annotation, molecular function: transferase activity. Lineage: Eukaryota; Metazoa; Chordata; Actinopteri; Salmoniformes; Salmonidae.
AACCGGAUGCUUCACAUUUAUACAUCCGUUGAAAUAUCUGGCUUAUUGUUCUAUGAUUGAGGUAUAAGAUUCUCUUUCUGACCCACAAAAUAACUCAAAUUCCCAUAAUCCUCAGGUUUACGUGGUGACGUGUUGAGCAUAACAAACAACUCAGGAAGAGCAUAUUUGAUCCAGGUUAGACAGCUACCUACACAUUCAAAAUGCUGAAGGCUGUGAUUCUCAUUGGAGGCCCGCAGAAAGGGACACGGUUUCGACCGUUGUCAUUUGAGGUCCCAAAACCCUUGUUUCCAGUUGCUGGUGUGCCCAUGCUACAGCAUCACAUUGAAGCAUGUGCCAAGGUGCCAAAUAUGAAGGAGAUUUUGCUUAUUGGCUUUUACCAGCCAAAUGAAGAACUUACAAGAUUCAUUUGUAGCGCACAGCAGGAAUUCAAAAUCUCAAUCAGGUAUUUGCAGGAGUAUGCUGCUUUGGGCACAGGGGGUGGAAUCUACCACUUCAGAGAUCAGAUUCUAUCUGGUGGCCCAGAGGCAUUUUUCAUCAUGAAUGCUGACGUGUGCUCUGAGUUUCCUCUACCAGAGAUGCUCAACUUCCAGAAAGAACACGGAGAGCCGAGCAGUUUCGUCAUCCUGGGGACAACUGCAAACAGAAAGCAGUCCAUGAACUAUGGCUGUAUUGUGGAAAACCAGCAAACAAAUGAGGUUUUACAUUAUGUGGAGAAGCCUAGCACUUUUGUUAGUGACAUCAUCAACUGUGGAAUAUACCUGUUUACCCCGGAGAUAUUCCAACACAUUGGGGCAGUCUUUCAGAAGAACCAGCAGGACAUGCUGUUAUAUCCAUAUGAGGGAGAUGAGCAGACCAAUGGCAACGGCUGGCAUCGGGCUGAGGCCAUCCGGUUAGAACAGGACAUUUUCACAGCCCUGGCUGGGCAGGGCAAGCUCUACGUCUACAAAACACCCGCCUUCUGGAGCCAGAUCAAAUCUGCAGGGUCUGCAAUAUACGCCAGUCGGUUGUACCUUAACCAGUACCAUAAAGUACAUCCUGAAAGACUGGUUACAACUGAGGAUGGAGGGCCUCGAAUAAGUGGAAAUGUUUACAUUCACCCAACAGCCAAUAUUGACCCUACUGCGGUGUUGGGUCCCAACGUCUCCAUAGGCACAGGAGUGACCAUCGGGGCUGGGGUGCGCGUGAGAGAGUCAAUCAUCCUCCACGGGGCUACCCUACAGGAUCACAGUUGUGUGUUGAACUGUAUAGUGGGGUGGGACAGCACUAUUGGCAAGUGGGCCAGAGUUGAAGGAACUCCCAGUGACCCAAAUCCAAAUGACCCCUAUGCAAAAAUAGACAGUGAAACACUCUUCAGAGAUGGAAAACUCACACCAUCAAUCACCAUUCUUGGUUGUAAUGUGACUAUCCCAUCUGAGGUGAUCAUACUCAACGCAAUUGUUCUGCCACACAAAGACCUCAACAGGAGCUUCAAAAACCAAAUUAUACUGUAGUUCAUUUGCUGCCAAACUAAUUAAGGAUUGUAGCUUGAAGAAGAAUGUCACUGCCUCUGGGUUAUUGUAUAUAAGAUGACACUGGGUGUUUUGGAAAGAUUGUGUAGGUUUUAGCCUUUAUGAAUUAAAGAAUGUUAUGAGAUGGCUUGGAGGAUGAUAGUGAGUUGGUUAGAUUACCUCGACAUGAAUGUCGUCAGAGCUAUGGAUGCAACCAUGUUGAGGCUAGACAGUGUUUAAACAUCGGCGUAAAACCAGCUUUUAUUAUUUUGGGUUCUGAUGGGGUAUGCCAGUUGAACUAAGCACAUGCGGUAUGUAUAAGUUAAUCUUCAAGAAUCAAAGUGGGUGUGUGCACACAAUUAAGUCAAAUGGAUGUAGCAAUUAAGGAUUCUAGUUUCACAUCCCUAUGAUUAGCUCUGGAUUCACUACCAUAAGGGAAAUUAAAACAAUGGUUAUUUUGGCAUAGGGUUUGCUAGCAUUACUUACCAUUUGGUGCUAGCCUAGUUAUUGAAAUGUCAUCUUGAAAAAAAGUCUGCAGCUGAUUUAGUCAGAUUGCAAAAUGAAAGGAGUUGGUUAGCUGUGAGGGGUAAUUUGGGGGCCUUUUUACAUGUGCUUUGAUUAAAACAUGACCAUUAACUGCAA